AAUACGGUUGUAAAAUAUACAUGAGGUAGUUUAAAUUGUUUAUUUAAACUUGUUUAUGUGAUUUUAGGAUGAAAACUUAUGUCUGUGUUAUUGACUUAUGAAAUUUUAAUCAUUUUAAAAGAAAUGCAUUAUACUUGAAUAAGAUGAGUCUAGUUUAAGUAUUAAAAGGAAUACAUGAGUGUGCUAAGGUUUACACGAAUAUUUGCCAUAGAAAUGUGUAUGUGUAAUGGCAUCGUUAUUUUUGGUUUAAAAACCAAAUGCUUGGAUAAAAUAUUUUAAAAAAUGGAGCUUAAAGACAUCAACACCAGGGUUCCUUCUGUUGCUGCAAGGUAUGACAGUCGGGCACACUCUGUUGAAAGAAUAGAUUCUAUCAGUCAACCAGCUGCUUACAUAUCUGAAAAGAAGCAAAACCCUUUAGAAGCGGUGUAUACAACAUUUGAAAAUUUCAUGAAAGAAAACUCAGACAAAUUUUUUAUAAUAGCAAAAGGUGUGCUGUCACUUGGUUAUAUUGCAUACUUUAUCUGUGCAUUAACAUAUCAUUUUGGGGACGAAGGUUCUCUUCGACUUCUAGGAUGCACCAUUUUGGCUGCGUGGAUUUUUGGUUGGAAGGUGUUCAGUUUUACAGAUUUCUACCCAAAAUGGAUUGGUUUCAUACAUACAGUCUAUAUUGAAUACUGCAAAGGAAAACGAAGACUGUUAGUACGAUGGUUCCUGUACAUAGCAAUGACACUGUUCAUGGUUGUGUAUAUUAUCGUGUUUGUGGCUAUGAAGACACCAGGAAACCUCAGAUCAUUGCUUGGGCUGUUUAUCUUUCCGCUGCUUCUGUUUCUAUAUUCCAACAAUAGACGAUUGGUAAACUGGCAUACAAUUUUCUGGGCAAUGGCCCUUCAAUUUAUCAUGGCUCUUUUAGUACUGAAGACUCCAUGGGGAGCGUCCAUUAUUGUUUGGUGUGGUGAAAGAUUGGAGGAGUUUGUUGCAAAUGGUGAAGCUGGUAGUGUGUUCAUCUUUGGAGAAAAGUAUACAGAUCACGAAUUUGUUUUUGGAUCUAUGGCCAAAGUGUUCACUUUUAUUGUCGGAAUGUCCGUCCUUAAUUACCUCGGUGUUGUCAAGUAUAUUGUGGAAACAUUUGGCAGAGCUUUGGCAUUUUUCCUUGUCAUCAGUCCCCCAGAAGGAAUAAAUGCUGUGGGCAAUAUAUUUUUGCAUGUGCCGGAGUCGGCAAUGCUAGUUCAAGAGUACCUGCCGGAAAUGACGCCAUCUCAACUGUUUGUGACGUAUGCCGGAGGCUUGUCAACUGUCGGAGGUGUAGCACUAGUCAUUUUUAUGUCUUCAGGGGUACCUGCGGCUCCCUUGGUUGCCGCCUCUGCUAUGUCCGCACCAGCUGCUCUUGCGGCUGCGAAACUAGCAUUUCCAUCAUAUGACGAAGAAGAGAUUCCGAAGCCCUGUGAUGAUGGUGAAAACAAACCUUCAGCUAAAGCAAGUUUUCUUAGACAUCCGCAUUCUUUGAUGGAUGCCAUUAUUGUAGGUAUCAGCCAGAGCGUAGCAAUAGUUGUGCAAGCUGUGGCCUAUAUAAUGACCUUUGUCAUCAUACUUAGCUUCGUAAACAAAACUCUUAUUUGGUUUGGUGACAGGGUUGGUGUACAAAACAUGACAAUAGAGUUCUUAUUUUCCUACGUGUUUUUCCCACUUGCAUAUAUUAUGGGAGCCCGAGCAGAAGAUUGUUUAUUUAUAGGCGAGCUACUUGGCAUUAGGACAUUUAGUCUAGCCGUUGUGGCCUAUCCAAAAUUAGGCCCAAUUAUUCAGAAUGGUUUAAAAUUUCGACAAUAUGUUGCUGAAGGUGUAAACAAUACGUGGACCAAAGUUGGAAAUGAUAUUUUCUUGGACAACCUAAAUCAUACGUUAGUGGGCGGUAUUAUGGAAGAAAAAUCAGAAAUAAUAGCAACGUAUGCAUUAUGUGGCUCUGCAUCAUUUGCUGUAAGCGGGUUUAUCAUUGGAUCGUUUGAAGUAAUCGUACCAUAUAGAAUAAGGGAGAUAACCGCACAUAUGCCAAGGGCAAUGGUAGUAGGCACAGUGGCGAGUUAUCUUACAGCAUGUUUUGCAGGUCUGCUGUUUGAAGGAGACAUUUAGUUCAUACAGAUGAGCCUAUCUUAGUGACCACCUGUAUUAAACAGCCACUUGCCUCAAGUAGUCAGUCAGCAUACUUCCCAAACAGAUUUGUUUCUUCUAAUCUUAUUUGCCCUAAGCAGACGAUUGUUUUAAGAAGCCAACUGCUUUAAGUAGCCAGUUGUUUGUGUCUCUCCCUUGACCGUGUGCUUAGUAUAAGUUAAAUUGUGUGUCUAAGUGAUGUUAAAAGUUAAUAAAAUCAAAUUUCAUUAUUUGA
Mercenaria mercenaria is the source of this 2377-nucleotide messenger RNA. Its product is annotated as solute carrier family 28 member 3-like. The transcript is spliced from 11 exons. Lineage: Eukaryota; Metazoa; Mollusca; Bivalvia; Venerida; Veneridae. The record is from RefSeq and is a predicted model, not a curated record. Gene Ontology annotation, biological process: nucleoside transmembrane transport. Gene Ontology annotation, cellular component: membrane. The coding region runs from base 283 to 2124 and encodes 613 amino acids. Gene Ontology annotation, molecular function: nucleoside:sodium symporter activity.